AUGGUGGAGGCAGAAAAAAGACCAAAUGUGUCCUUAGAGACUCCCGAGGCAAAGAGAGCUCAUGCCGAUAAAGGAUUUGCUCCUAUCAAGCCAGAAUACAUCGUGGAAAACGAGAGAGCAGAAGAAAACUACAAUGAUGAGGAAGCAGAGGGCGGAGAUAGAAGCUCCAACGACCAGGGAUCUAAGAGAAGCAAGAAAAACAGAGGCCAGAACAAGAAAAGAGAUUUAAAGCAGCUGCGUGAAGAAACCAGAUUGUGUUCCAGCUUGCUCGAUCCAGAUGGAGGCAGAGAAUGUCCUGUCGGCGUUGACCGGUGCAAGAAUACCCACGAUGUGGAGUUCUAUCUUUCCACCAAGCCCACAGAUAUCGAUGGCCAGUGCCCGGUGUUUGCCACUAUCGGCUAUUGUCCUGCGGGAUUGAAGUGCAGAUGGCUUAGCAGCCACUACAAUAAGGAAACCAAGAAGCUCUUGAAGGAUUUGGAGAGAAUGGAGACUGCGAAGACCAGUAACUACGAGGUCAACAAGAUUGAAAACGACCACAGAAUCCAGUUACAGAAAAACAAAUACGACUUCAACAAGGCUGAUGCUUACAGUAAGUACUUGGACAAGUUUGUACAGAAUGAUCAGAACAUCGCUCAAAGACAGGAGGACGUCAAGAACAAUGUCUCUACGUACGUGGAGCCUCCUUUCACUCCAGCUGAAAAGAAAAGAAUCAAUUUGCACAGAGCAAAGAUCGUGUCGCCUUUGACCACUGUGGGAAACUUGCCUUACCGUCGACUCAUGAAGACAUUAGGUGCUGACGUUACUUACAGUGAAAUGGCACUUGCGCUUCCUUUACUUCAGGGCCACAAGCCUGAAUGGGCAUUGCCAAAGGCACAUGCCUCAGAAUAUCCAGGCUUUGGUGUUCAGAUUGCUUCCAACCACCAUCAUCAGGCUAGUAAGGCAGCUGAAGCCAUUGCUCGCGAGACCACCAACGUUUCCGAGCUCAACUUGAAUUGUGGCUGUCCAAUCGACUUGCUCUACCGUCAGGGCCAGGGUUCAGCCCUCUUGGAUCAGCCUUCGAAGUUGGUAAGAAUCUUGAAAGGUAUGAAUGCUGCCUCGGAUGACAUCCCUGUCACCUUCAAGAUCAGAACAGGAACCAAGGACUACAAAAACACUGCCGCCACAUUGGUCAGCCGUGUCUUGUCUGAAACUAGUGUGGCAGCCGUCACCUUGCAUGGACGUUCCAGACAACAGAGAUACACCAGAGAAGCAGACUGGAAGUACAUUGCAGAGGUCGGAAAGACUGUUCAAGAAUGGAACCAUAAGAACGAAGAAAACAAGGACACCCAGGAAACCAGACCCACCUGGUUCGUUGGUAACGGUGAUUGUUUCACUUAUGAGCAGUGGCAUGAGGCUGUCAACACCGACGGCAUUGACUCGGUCAUGGUGGCUAGAGGUGCAUUGAUCAAGCCAUGGAUUUUUGAGGAAAUCGAAGCUGAGCAGUACUUGGACAAGUCUGCAACUGAAAGACUCGAGUACUUACGUCUGUUUGCCAACUUUGCAAUUGAGCACUGGGGCUCAGAUGAGUACGGUGUAGAGGUUGCCAGAAGAUAUUUGUGUGAGUUUAUGAGUUUUACCCACAGAUACAUUCCAGUGGGUAUUCUCGAAAGGUUGCCUCCUAAGUUGAAUCAAAGACCUCCAAAGUGGAAGGGAAGAAACGAGUUGGAGACACUCUUGGGUUCUACUGACUACAAGGAUUGGAUUAAAAUCACAGAGAUGUUCCUCGGCAAAGCGUCGGAGAACUUCCUGUUCAUUCCUAAGCACAAAAGCAACGCUUACGAGAAGAAGUAG
Messenger RNA from Sungouiella intermedia, 1830 nucleotides. The record is from the annotation of a GenBank genome assembly. NCBI's taxonomy places the organism in Eukaryota, Fungi, Ascomycota, Pichiomycetes, Serinales, Metschnikowiaceae.